AUGGCCAACGGCACAAUGUGUUUUGAUGUCGUCGAUGGCAUCAAGUCGAACCAAACAGCGAUUCAAUUAUGGGAGUGCGCCGAUGGAAACAUAAAUCAAAUGUGGGAAUUCCUACCAACCGGGCAAUGGGCAGUAGCAAAGUGGAAAGGUCAAGAUAUGUGCAUGUGCUCGAACGUUACUUCAGGAGCGGACGGCAAUGUGACGAUCUUUAGUUGUAUGCCGAACAGUCUGAACAAGGAAUGGGUCACCCUGUCCCUGCGGUACAGUUGA
Serendipita indica DSM 11827 is the source of this 270-nucleotide messenger RNA. Lineage: Eukaryota; Fungi; Basidiomycota; Agaricomycetes; Sebacinales; Serendipitaceae. The record is from the annotation of a GenBank genome assembly.